AUGAAGUUGAUUCUGCAACGAAGAUCGGGUACUGAAAUCGAACUCCAAAUGCCUACCAAUGGUCCCAGUCCUCACCUGAGUCAUAGUUCUUCAUCAUCUGUUGAAAGCCCACGCAUAGUGCCUCCUGAUAUUGCCGCAAAGAGAAUCGGUAACCCGCCGAGAAGGGCAUCACUUCCUGUUCCCCGUCCUGGUGCUAUCAACACACUUCUACAGCCACCUUCUACUGGUCGUACAUCUCAUUCUCUAAGGCAGAAUACCACAUUGGAUACUCAUAAGCCCAGACCCAAGAGCGCACUUGCAACCCACGAAGUGAGACCCACCAGCCCCAAACUACACUACAUUCACGGCUUACCAAACUCAAAGGCAUAUCCAUAUGUUUACAAAAGAGAAGUAACACAUCAUCUAGCUGCCGUUCGUGCCGGCUCACCAAGUCCACUAGCAGAUUUCGCCCUCGCAGCUCAGACCAGAACCAGUGUGAAUAUGACUACAGACUACUCGGAAACAGUAUAUUAUGGCUCGCGAAUGUCAUCUGCGUUUUCGCCUACGCCAGAACAACAUCGCUCGCGGCAGCCGCGGCGCGGUAAUGUGGUUGUGGAGCAGACUGCGAACAGGGAUGGAUAUGUCGUGACCGAACACCCGCAUCUACAUCAGCAAGCUGGCAUACAGCAGCAUGUUGAUCAUAGUAAUGGACAUCGUAGGCGAGCGCCCGAACAGCAGGAAAGAUCCCGGACGGCUUCGAGACCACAGCCAGAUACCUCUAGUCGCACCAGAAGUACAAGUACAGGCAGCGAGCCAAGCACGGAUCGUCAGACCCCCGAGCCAGAACACUGUUCCGGGGAAGACCUAAGGCCGAGACUACGAGGUGGUGAUGGCGGUAGAGAUGAGGAUUUCCAUACUCCCAGUUGCGGACUCACGCUCAAGCAGCUCCUACUCACCUGUCACAGGCCCAACUACAGAUACAGCACCAACAGUAUAAUCAUCGACGAAACCCUCCAACCAGCACGGGUACCAGAUGCAUCACAGAUUGCACAAGCCAUACAAAAGACACAGGGAACGGCGAGACUCCCUCGUAAUCUCUUAAGGAAGAGUAAUCCCCACGCCAUACUACGCACAACGCAGGUUGAACUAUGCACUGGAAACAUCGCUACUACUUAUUCAGAAUGCACACCCCCCAUUCAAACCCCACGUUUUCACCACCUUCCAAUAUCAUCACCCCCACAGCACUAUCCCGCAGCCUCUCCAACCAAUCCCCAUACUCUCGCAAUCCUAACCCUAAGGGGCGGCGCAUCCACACCCUCCACCCUUUCCGACGACUCCCCUCUCCCGUCCACACUCUUCUGGCUCGCCGGCGGACGAGGACCCCCCAUAACCACCCGUAGCUGGAAGCGUCAAAGACCGAAGAAGAGAAUGGGUGGGUUGUUUGGAAAGUUGAUUUAUGGGACGCGCGCUGGGACGUUGUAUGAAGGGAAGAAAGAAGGUGGUGGGGAGGGUGAUGCGGGUUCUGCAAAGGAGUCUGUGGGAGAGGGUAGUCAGAAAGGCGAUAGUAGUUCUGCAGAGGAGGGAAAGGAAGCGGAGGCGGAUGGGUCUGACGCUGGGUCUAAGAAAGAAGAGGCUGAUGCUGAGGCAGUACCGGAUAAGAGCGAAGAUGCAGCAAAGGAAGGCGAUGGAGCCUAA
Messenger RNA from Pyrenophora tritici-repentis Pt-1C-BFP, 1674 nucleotides. The record is from RefSeq and is a predicted model, not a curated record. NCBI's taxonomy places the organism in Eukaryota, Fungi, Ascomycota, Dothideomycetes, Pleosporales, Pleosporaceae.